Messenger RNA from Kluyveromyces marxianus DMKU3-1042, 1263 nucleotides. RefSeq names its product Ecm33p (gene ECM33). The transcript is spliced from 2 exons. Gene Ontology annotation, cellular component: plasma membrane; fungal-type cell wall. Gene Ontology annotation, biological process: fungal-type cell wall organization. The record is from RefSeq and is a predicted model, not a curated record. The coding region runs from base 1 to 1263 and encodes 420 amino acids. NCBI's taxonomy places the organism in Eukaryota, Fungi, Ascomycota, Saccharomycetes, Saccharomycetales, Saccharomycetaceae.
AUGCAAUACAAAAACGGUAUUACUGCUGCUGCUAUUCUAGCAGCAUCUGUCCAAGCUGCUAACUCUACUUCCAGUGUUCCAUCCUCUUGUUCCAUCAAGUCUGGUGCCACUGCCAGUGCCCAAGCUGACUUGGACAAGUACGCCGGCUGUUCUACUAUCGUUGGUGACUUGGUCUUGACUGGUGACAUGGCAUCUGCUGCUUUGGCAGGUGUCCAAGAAAUCGACGGUUCUUUGACUGUUAAGAACGCUACAUCUUUGACUCAGUUCUCUGCUGACUCUUUGCAAAAGAUUUCUGACACUUUGACUCUACAAGAAUUGACUGUUUUGGACACUGCUUCCUUCGGUUCUUUGGCUGAAGUUGACACCAUCCAAUUCAUCACCUUGCCAGCUGUCUCUUCUAUCAUCACCAAGUUGACCUCUGCUAAGCAAAUCAUCAUCACAGACACUGCUUUGGAAUCCAUCGCCGGUUUCGAAGAAUUGGAUGAAGUUGAAGUUUUCAACGUUAACAACAACAAGGGUUUGGCUACCAUCAAGUCCAAGUUGAAGCACGUCACCAACGCUUUGGAAGUUACUUUCAACGGUCAAUCCGCUGACAUCUCCUUCGAUGACUUGGAAUGGGCUAACAACAUCACUUUGAGAGAUGUUUCCAGCGCUUCUUUCGCAUCUUUGAGCAGUGUUAACGAAUCUUUGGGUUUCAUCAACAACUCCAUUUCUUCCAUUGAUUUGUCCACCUUGCAAAAGAUUGGUGGUUCUUUGUCCAUCGUCUCCAACGAUGAAUUGACCAGCUUGAACUUCGACAACUUGACCUCUGUUGGUGGUGGUUUCGUUAUCGCUAACAACUCCAAGUUGGCUAAGAUUGACACUUUCGGUGACUUGACCACCAUUGGUGGUGCUAUGGUCGUCACUGGUAAGUUCGGUGACUUGGGCUUCAACAGUUUGAAAUCCGUUAAGGGUGGUGCUGAAGUCGAAUCUACCUCCAGUAACUUCUCUUGUGAUGCUUUAAACAAGUUGCAAAAGAAGGGUGGUAUCCAAGGUGAUUCUUUCGUCUGUAAGGAUGGUGCUACUUCCACUUCCGUUAAGCUAACUGCUACCAGCAAGUCUGACGAUGACAGCACUUCUACUGCUGACUCUUCUAGCGGUUCUGCCUCUGCUACCUCUACUUCUAAGACUUCCAAGUCUAAGGGUGCCGCUGCCGCCAACUUCAACGCUCCAGGUUCCUCUUUGAUGGGUGCCGUUGCUGCUGUUGCUUACGCCUUGUUAUAA